GCAAUAAAGAAAUCCCAAGCGUCGCGUUGCGCGUGUGUGUGUGUGUGUGCGUGUGAGUAAGUGUGUGCGUGCGUCGUUAGUGAUCUGAACAAAAUGGCGGGCGGUCAGCGCAACCAAAGUGCAGCGCUGCACAGCAACGUCGCAGUCGCCAUCGCCGUCGCCGUUGACGCGUUGCAGCUCUAAGCGAAUGCCCAACGAUCGAGCGGGCAAAGCACACAGAAAGAGACAGCGACAGAGAGAGCGAGAGCACAAGAGCGAGUCGAGACGUGAACUAAACGCAAACAGGCAGCCACAUCCAUCCAUCCACAGUCCAAUUGCAGUUGCCGUUGUCGGAGCGGGCGCAGGCGCAGCUGUUUGACGAGGACUUCAGGUGCCAGCUAAGGGGCAUCGAAGGGCGGCGACGCGGCGUAACGAUUAGGCACCAAAAUGCCUGGCGGACGACGUGGACUGGUUGCGCCGCAGAACACAUUCCUUGAGAACAUAAUACGGCGCUCCAAUUCGCAGCCGGACAGCUCGUUUCUAUUGGCCAACGCACAAAUCGUCGAUUUUCCGAUCGUCUACUGCAAUGAGUCCUUCUGCAAGAUUAGCGGCUACAACCGAGCCGAGGUCAUGCAGAAGUCGUGCAGGUAUGUAUGCGGCUUCAUGUACGGCGAGCUGACAGACAAGGAGACGGUGGGACGGCUGGAGUACACGCUGGAGAAUCAGCAGCAGGAUCAAUUCGAGAUAUUGCUCUACAAAAAGAACAAUAUGCAAUGUGGCUGCGCCCUAUCGCAGUUUGGCAAGGCACAAACCCAAGAAACGCCGCUAUGGCUGCUGCUUCAGGUGGCGCCCAUACGCAACGAGAGGGAUUUGGUUGUGUUAUUUCUGUUGACAUUUCGGGAUAUAACGGCACUGAAGCAGCCCAUCGACAGCGAGGAUACCAAAGGUGCAGUUAAUCUAUUCCUUCCAGUUUUAGGUCUCUCCAAAUUCGCCAAACUGGCGCGAUCCGUGACACGCAGCCGCCAGUUCAGCGCGCAUUUGCCAACCCUCAAGGAUCCAACGAAGCAGUCGAAUCUGGCGCACAUGAUGUCACUGAGUGCAGACAUUAUGCCCCAGUACAGACAGGAAGCGCCCAAGACACCGCCACACAUACUCUUGCAUUAUUGUGCAUUUAAAGCAAUUUGGGACUGGGUGAUAUUGUGUUUAACAUUUUAUACCGCCAUCAUGGUGCCAUAUAAUGUAGCGUUUAAAAAUAAAACCUCAGAGGAUGUUUCCCUUCUCGUCGUGGAUUCGAUAGUGGAUGUUAUCUUCUUUAUAGAUAUUGUGUUAAAUUUUCACACCACUUUUGUGGGCCCCGGCGGUGAGGUGGUCAGCGAUCCGAAGGUCAUACGCAUGAACUAUCUGAAGUCGUGGUUCAUCAUCGAUCUGCUCAGUUGUCUGCCCUACGAUGUCUUCAAUGCCUUCGAUCGCGAUGAGGACGGCAUCGGUUCGCUCUUCAGCGCCCUCAAGGUGGUGCGCCUGCUGCGCCUGGGCCGUGUGGUGCGCAAGCUGGAUCGCUAUCUGGAAUAUGGUGCGGCCAUGCUGAUACUCCUGUUGUGCUUCUACAUGCUGGUCGCCCACUGGCUGGCCUGCAUCUGGUAUUCGAUUGGACGCAGCGACGCGGACAAUGGGAUCCAAUACAGCUGGCUGUGGAAGCUAGCGAACGUGACUCAGUCACCGUACUCGUAUAUUUGGAGCAAUGAUACGGGCCCCGAGCUCGUCAACGGUCCCUCCAGAAAGAGCAUGUAUGUGACGGCCCUAUACUUUACAAUGACCUGCAUGACUUCGGUGGGAUUCGGCAAUGUCGCAGCGGAGACAGACAACGAGAAGGUGUUCACCAUCUGCAUGAUGAUCAUUGCAGCUCUGCUGUAUGCGACCAUCUUUGGUCAUGUGACGACGAUAAUACAGCAAAUGACAUCGGCCACCGCCAAGUACCAUGACAUGCUCAACAACGUGCGCGAGUUCAUGAAGCUGCACGAGGUGCCCAAGGCGCUCAGUGAACGCGUUAUGGACUAUGUCGUCUCCACGUGGGCCAUGACCAAAGGCCUCGAUACCGAAAAGGUACUAAACUAUUGUCCGAAAGAUAUGAAGGCUGACAUAUGUGUUCAUCUAAAUCGCAAAGUAUUUAACGAGCAUCCAGCAUUUCGUCUGGCCUCGGAUGGUUGUCUGCGCGCAUUAGCGAUGCACUUCAUGAUGUCCCACUCGGCGCCGGGGGAUCUCCUCUAUCACACCGGCGAGAGUAUCGAUAGCCUCUGCUUUAUUGUGACGGGCAGUCUGGAGGUAAUACAGGACGAUGAAGUUGUGGCAAUAUUGGGCAAAGGCGACGUCUUCGGCGAUCAAUUCUGGAAGGACUCGGCCGUUGGCCAGAGUGCCGCCAAUGUGCGUGCACUGACCUAUUGUGAUUUGCAUGCCAUCAAACGUGAUAAAUUGCUCGAAGUCCUCGAUUUCUAUUCGGCAUUUGCGAAUAGCUUUGCACGCAAUCUGGUGCUCACCUACAAUCUCAGACAUCGACUGAUUUUUCGCAAGGUGGCCGAUGUGAAGCGCGAAAAAGAAUUGGCCGAACGGCGUAAGAACGAGCCGCAAUUGCCCCAGAAUCAGGAUCAUCUCGUGCGCAAAAUAUUCUCCAAAUUCCGGCGUACACCCCAGGUUCAGGCGGGCAGUAAGGAACUGGUCGGCUCCGGUCAAAGCGAUGUCGAGAAGGGCGACGGCGAGGCCGAACGCACCAAGCUACCCGCUAAACUAACAUUAACCGAGGACUCACGCAUAUUAACAACCGCCGCUGUUCCCUCACCAUCGCCAUCACCCUCGCCCUCAUCGGGUCCACCAUCUGCACGUAGUACCCGUGCUAGCAAAUGGGGACGCCUUCUGGGCAGUUCAAGUGUCGAUUCAGCUAGCGAUACGAGCGCCAAGGUAGCCGUCUCGAGAAGUUUGAGCGCCCGCGAAAGUCUGCGUGAGAGCACUGCCCAAGCGAGGCAGAGUAGUACUUCGAGUAGCAAUGGUGGACAAGGCAAUAAACAUUUACAAUUAAGCAAAGUAUUCCCCAAGGCGCCCAAGCUGCAGGCUAGCCAGGCGACGCUCGCUCGCCAGGACACCAUCGACGAGGGCGGCGAGGUGGACUCGUCGCCCCCCAGCCGGGACAGCCGUGUGGUCAUCGAUGGCGGUGCAGCCACCACAGCCACGUCCACAGUAACAGCCACCGCAGCGGGUGCCAGUGGAGCAGGCGGCAGUGCGAGCGGCACGACAGGUGCUCCAACAGCUGCGACUGGCGUCAAGGAGCGUAAUUUAGCGCUGGAGCGGGAGCGACAGAUCGAGAUGGCCAGCUCGAGGGCAACCACAUCGGACACGUACGAUACGGGACUGCGGGAGACACCGCCCACGCUGGCACAGCGCGAUCUCAUUGCCACCGUGCUGGACAUGAAGGUGGAUGUGCGGCUGGAGCUUCAGCGCAUGCAGCAGCGCAUCGGCCGCAUCGAGGAUCUGCUGGGUGAGCUGGUCAAGAGGCUGGCACCUCAAAUGGAUAGCAGCGGUCAAACGACACCUGGCGACGAGAUCUGUGCGGGCUGCGGCGCGGGCGGCGGCCCCUCAGCAGCGGUAGCUGCACCCACAACCGCUACGGUCACCACGCCCGUGGACACUGUGAUAACCAUCUCAUCGCCUACAGCCGCUGGCGCGGGCACAUCGACAUCUGCAAUAGCAAUAGGAACAGGAGCAGGAGCAGGAACAGGAACAGGACCAGCAUCGGCGAGCGCUGGCGCUGGCAGCGGUCUACUAAAUCCAAGCGUCCAAGUUGUGUCUGGCGCGGGAGGCAACGGCCUGGGGCCGCUGAUGCUCAAAAAGCGACGCUCAAAGAGCAGGAAAGCACCGGCGCCUCCUAAGCAGACACACGCCGUGACGGCCACAACGCUAACGGGUGCGACUGUUGCAACUGUAACUGUUGGAUCUGGUACGACGAGCGUGACAGCGUCAGCGUCUGCAUCUGCAUCUGCGCCUGCCGCAGCCACACCAGCAGGAGCAGCAACGAGUCCAUCGGCCGCUGCCGAGCUGCUGCAUUUGCGCCUGCUCGAGGAGGACUUCAGUGCGGCUCAGUUGACGGCGUCCAGUGUCGCUGGCACGCCCACAACAUCGGCAGGCACACCGCCCGCUGGUGCAGCGACGCCAACGACCACAACAACAAGCGCAACAACAACGCCAACGGGCAGCGGACGCAGCGUGAAGCGCGAGUUUCUCUAGCCAAAAAUACUGGAGCGCCAUCUGUCGGCGGAUAGCAGCAGCUUCGAGCAAUAAUACUCGACAAAUUCAGAGUUUGCCUACGCAUACGCUUAGCUAGUCCGUAGUCCGUAGAUAUGCAUAAUAGGAACUAUAUGAUGUAUACAUGAUGUACAUGAAGCUGUAACUAAUUUUAGAUACACCUACACUCACUCUUUCUCUCUCUCUGUGUCUAUGUCCCUCUCUCUCUCGCUCUCUCUCUCUCUGUCUAAUGAUAUCUCAAUAUGCCUUUAUACUCGAACUCUGGCGCUUAAAGCAACAAGUCUUUCUCUCUCUUUCCCUCCUCACACACUCU
Drosophila navojoa is the source of this 4579-nucleotide messenger RNA. RefSeq names its product potassium voltage-gated channel protein ether a go-go (gene eag). Gene Ontology annotation, molecular function: voltage-gated potassium channel activity. The record is from RefSeq and is a predicted model, not a curated record. Gene Ontology annotation, biological process: potassium ion transmembrane transport; regulation of membrane potential. Gene Ontology annotation, cellular component: voltage-gated potassium channel complex; plasma membrane. Lineage: Eukaryota; Metazoa; Arthropoda; Insecta; Diptera; Drosophilidae.